Saprolegnia parasitica CBS 223.65 is the source of this 351-nucleotide messenger RNA. RefSeq lists its product as hypothetical. The record is from RefSeq and is a predicted model, not a curated record. The transcript is spliced from 2 exons. Lineage: Eukaryota; Oomycota; Saprolegniomycetes; Saprolegniales; Saprolegniaceae. Bases 1 to 330 code for a protein of 109 amino acids.
AUGAUCACCAAGGCGUGUCUCAUUCCCAAGUACCCCGAAUCCAAGCACAAGCUGCGGCGACUCGACCCGAUCGAAUCCGCCGAGCUCAUGCUCUUUUGGAUCCAACGCCGCCAAGACCACGUGACGCGGCAGCGCCUUGAAGAGCUCGCGCUCUCGGACGAGACGUUUGUCGAGAGCGAGCUGCAGCAAGACUUUGCGCUGCUCUCGCUGCAGCCAUCGUCGAGUCCCCGCCACGUGCGCGAACUGGCCACGCACCCGAUCCUGUUGGCGGCCAACGGCAACCCGCAGGCCAUCGUCCGCCUCGCGAUCCAGGCAACGACGCAAUCCUAGAGUGUAUUCCAAAGGAACAGG